UGGGAAUGGUGCCCAGAUCCUGGGAAUGGCACCCAAAUCCUGGGAAUGGUGCCCAGAUCCUGGGAAUGGCACAGAGAUCCUGGGAAUGGCACCCAGAUCCUGGGGACACACUGAGGGACCCCGGGAGUUGCUUUCCCAAGGGAGAAGCCAUGACCCGGGGCAGGUUUGCUCUGGAAUGUUCUCUUGGCGGGUGUUUGGAGGCCCCUGAGGGCAGGAGCCCGCGGGAGGCUGGCAGAGCUCCGGGCUGUGGCUGUGACCCCCACAGUGUCCCCGGCCAUGGCCCCGGGUGGCUCCCAGCGCUGCUGGCCCAGGGCAGGGCCUCGCCCAGGCUGCUGCUGCUGGUGUUGGUGGCGCUGCUGCUGGACAACAUCCUGCUCAUCAUCGUGGUACCCAUCGUCCCCACCUUCCUCUACACGACAGAGUACGAGGGUGCCGACAGCUCCGUGAGCCCGGCCCUGCCCGCACCGACCCCUGCGGCCCCGGGGGCUCCUCCUUCCUCCUCCGUGCUCUCCUAUUUCGACACCACCACCGAGCCCGUUCGGGGCUUCACCGGCACCGCCGAGCCGCCGAACGGGACGGGGAGCAGCCCCCCGGGACACCCCCCGAGCUGCCCCCCAGGACAGGAGUUCCUGGCCCAGGAGAACACCCGACUGGAGCUGCUCUUCGCCUCCAAGGCUCUGGUCCAGCUGCUGCUCAACCCCUGCGUGGGUCUGCUGACCCACAGGAUCGGAUACCACAUCCCCAUGUUCCUGGGCUUCACCAUCAUGUUCCUGUCCACAGUCAUGUUUGUUUUCUUGGGCACCUACACCCUGCUCUUCAUCGCCAGAGCCCUCCAGGGUGUCGGCUCCUCCUUCUCAUCGGUGGCAGGGCUGGGGCUGCUGGCCAGAGCGCACCCGGAGGACUCAGCGAGGGGCAGCGCCGUGGGGACCGCCCUGGGGGGCCUGGCCUUGGGAGUGCUGAUCGGGGCACCCUUCAGGAGCAUCAUGUAUGAAUUCGUGGGGAAAUCAUCGCCCUUCCUGGUCCUGGCCUUCCUCGCCCUCUUGGAUGGAGCUCUGCAGUUGUGCAUCCUGCAGCCCUCCCGGAUCUCCCCGGAGAGCACCAAAGCCACCCCGGUGUCCACCCUGCUGCGAGACCCCUACAUCCUGGUGGCUGCAGGAGCCCUGUGUUUCUCCAACACGGCAGUAGCCAUGCUGGAGCCCACGCUGCCCAUCUGGAUGCUGCAGACCAUGUGCUCCCCGCAGUGGCAGCUCGGGAUGGCAUUCCUGCCUGCCAGCGUCUCCUACCUCAUUGGCACCAACCUCUUUGGGAUUCUGGCUAACAGGAUGGGCAGGUGGCUGUGCUCCAUGAUUGGAAUGGCUGUGGUGGGAAUCAGCCUCCUCUGUGUCCCCAUGGCCACCAACAUUUACGGGCUGAUCGGCCCCAACGCCGGCCUGGGCUUUGCCAUAGGAAUGGUGGACUCCUCCAUGAUGCCCAUCAUGGGCUACCUGCUGGACCUGCACCACACCUCAGCCUACGGCACCGUCUACGCCAUCGCCGACGUGGCCUUCUGCAUGGGCUUUGCCGUCGGUCCCUCCACGGGCGGGGCGAUUGUGCGAGCCCUGGGCUUCCCCUGGCUGAUGGUCAUCGUUGGGGUGCUGAACGCGGCCUACGCCCCGCUCUGCUGGCUCCUGCGCAGCCCCCCGGCCACCGAGGAGAAGAUGGCCAUCCUGAGGCAGGAGUGCCCCAUGGAGCCCCAAAGCUGCACCCCCAAGGAAGCCCAGUGGGAGGAGAGCGAAGAGGAGGCAGAAAACAUGGAAUAACCAGGACAAGGAAUGCAUUCCCUGCUUUGGAGUCAAUAUUCUGCUUACAGAGCGUGGAUGGGGCCAAUUUAGCCGUGUCAGGCUGAAUUUCCAACCUCUGCUCCCGCCAUCCAUUUAGUGAAGCCGCUGUGGGACAGAACGGUGGAAUCACAGUGAAGAUGUCACUGCAAUGACACUAAAAUGACACUCUGAGGACACUAAAAACCCUUCAUUUGUGUCUUGCUAUAGUCUGAUGUAUUGUGCUAUGUCUGUGCUACUCGUGCAUC
Molecule: messenger RNA, 2065 nt
Organism: Poecile atricapillus (Black-capped chickadee)
Lineage: Eukaryota; Metazoa; Chordata; Aves; Passeriformes; Paridae
Gene: SLC18A1
Product: solute carrier family 18 member A1
Exons: 17
Coding region: 6-1799 (597 amino acids)
Biological process (GO): transmembrane transport; aminergic neurotransmitter loading into synaptic vesicle
Cellular component (GO): synaptic vesicle membrane; terminal bouton
Molecular function (GO): serotonin:sodium:chloride symporter activity
Source: RefSeq, a predicted model, not a curated record